Molecule: messenger RNA, 3903 nt
Organism: Clarias gariepinus (North African catfish)
Lineage: Eukaryota; Metazoa; Chordata; Actinopteri; Siluriformes; Clariidae
Product: Kv channel-interacting protein 1
Exons: 9
Coding region: 131-808 (225 amino acids)
Biological process (GO): regulation of potassium ion transmembrane transport
Cellular component (GO): voltage-gated potassium channel complex
Molecular function (GO): potassium channel regulator activity; transmembrane transporter binding; calcium ion binding
Source: RefSeq, a predicted model, not a curated record
CUUACCUUUGUGCCCUCUGGUCACCAAGAAACAAAUAGAGAGUUUCUUUUUUUGGUCUUUUUACCUGAGAACACUGCUCCUGGGCCUAGCCUUGACCUCUGACUGCCAGUGAUCCUGUUUGCGGGUGAAGAUGUCUGCCUGUGCUAAGCACUGUAAACAUGGACUGGUGAAGUUUGCUGUCUCUGUGCACAAACUGGUGACGGGGACGCUCAACAAAGAUAAGCUGGAUGAUGAUUUGGAGAUGACAAUGGUGUGUCAUCGUCCAGAGGGUUUGGAACAGUUGGAAGCUCAGACCAACUUCAGCAAGAGAGAACUGCAAGAACUCUAUAGGGGGUUUAAAAAUGAAUGUCCUAGUGGGGUUGUCAAUGAAGAAACAUUUAAACAGAUUUACUCACAGUUCUUUCCUCAAGGUGAUGCCAGCACAUAUGCUCACUACCUGUUUAACGCCUUCGACUCGGGCCAGAGUGGCUCCAUCAAGUUCGAGGACUUUGUGACAGCUCUGUCUAUCUUGCUGAGAGGUUCCACACAGGAGAAGUUGCAGUGGACUUUCAACCUGUAUGACAUCAACAGAGAUGGCUACAUUAACAAGGAGGAGAUGACGGACAUUGUGAGCGCUAUUUAUGACAUGAUGGGAAAAUAUACUUAUCCUGCUCUAAAGAUAGACACACCCAAACAGCAUGUGGAUGCUUUCUUUCAGAAAAUGGACAAAAACAGAGAUGGAGUUGUAACUCUUGAUGAGUUCAUUUUAUCCUGUCAAGAGGAUGACAACAUCAUGAAAUCCUUACAACUAUUUGAGAAUGUCAUAUAAAUUGAGCACAUGAUUGAAGAAGGAGGAACAAACAGAAAGCAAAGAAAAAAAAAAGACUGAUUUUUUUUCAGGGAAGUUUACAGCUACUGCAUUCAAGAAGAAAAGUGAAGAAGCUACACCAUUUUGUGCCCUUCAUAUAACCAUAGAAAUCCGUAGGUUCUUGUAGCUGGACAUCAGUGCAACAACACUAUGUCCUAAGCAUGGUAAUAUUUUUUUUUAUUGUUUUUUAGCAAAACUGAUCCGUGACAUUUUGAAACCAGCCUUGUUCUUGUUACUCUUAAUAGCUGCAUGUGCUCAAAAUGUGUUGUGAUAACAAGCUUUACCAAUCCGUAUUAAAAGUAAAAGGUCUAAAAUAAGGGUUAGGUUAAAGUUUUAGCUUUUCAUAUGAAUUUGUUAUUUACUUACAAGUGAAACUAAAUUUUAACAGACUUUCCUUGCUUGUUCAUUUUCUUUUGUUUAGAUCAGGUUCAUGUUAUACCUGAUCAGUUAGCACUUAAAACCAUGCCUUUUGUUCGUUUUAUUUAUAUACAGGGCCGGUAAUGAUCCUUUAAUGUUUGCGAAUAUUUAUCUAUUAGAAAGCACAGUAUAAUGAUCUGUUGAUGACCUGAUAAUCUUGCUCUGAAAGAAGGACGGGGAUAAAUAAGUGAUGCUUAACCAAAGCAAGACUAAGGCAUCAUUGCUGGCAAUGCUUAAAGAAAAAUGUUACUAAAUUAUUAUAAUUUUUACUCAAUACUCUUCCACAAAGAACCAGCCCACACCCUAAAAGAACAGACUAGAUUAACUUUGUUGUGGAAAAUGUAACAAAUGUUAUUAUACAUUUUUUUAUUUUUCAUAAUUUUUUUUUAUAUUAUGAGUCAUAAUAUUUUAGGCCUUAGCAACACAAAGGUUGCUUAGCACUAAAAUAAAAAAGAAAACAGUUCCUCAAACAGUUUAUCAGAGAGAGUUUCCAUUCAGAAAGUAAUCUGUUCAUUAGCCAAAACCCUAAAAGAGUGCCAAGUAUGGUGUCUUUACCAAAAUAGGAAAAUAAAUUAUAGGCCUGAUGUAAAUGCUUAUAACCUAACUAUUAUGUCAUCAUUGUUUGUGACUGAUUUUCAGUUUUUUUUCCUUUCUUCUGGACCAAGCAGGUUUUAUUAGCUUGGUACAUUUUUUUGUCAGCAGUCAGCAUGUUCUUGGAUGUUUCUUCCCUAUUCUAUAAAGUCUAAGAAAUAACUCUUGUGAGUCUUGUGAAAAAGCGGAUUGCUUUUCAGUGUUUCUGUGCUGCUCCUUGCUUGAAAAUUCUGAACCUGGUCUGUCUGUGUUUAUCUGUGUGUAUUUGUGCUGCAGUGUGGCUGUGUUAUUUAUGCAGUGGUGUUGUUUAUUUGUCCUAACACGUUUGUCUCCAGAUUGAUCUGUCUAUCUGUCUGUUUGUCAAACAUUCAUUGUGUUUGAUGUUCUCAGCAUGAGAAUAGGACAUUUCUUAGAGAAAUGCGAUUAGACAGAUGGGUUUUACAUUACCAUGUGUUUUUUUAUACUGUUUAUCACUACACUUUAUUGGUUUUUCCUCAUUGUAUUUGUUGUUUUAUUGUAAAAAAGCUGUGAAAUAACAAACUUUGGCACUGUUCAAUAAGCAUAUAGCCAUAUAACUAUUUAUCCACGCACUGUGAUAUGGAAGAGCUGAGACAGACAGAGAGAGACAGAGAGACAGAGUUUGCUUAGCUUCAAAAGCUAACCAACGGUUACUUGUUGUGAUAAAUAAGCCAUUAUUUCUGUUCAAGGCUGCUGAACUUCCUAAACAUAGCAAUGAUUCAGUAGGUACUACAAAUGCGAAUAAUUCCUAGAAUAUUUCUAGAACAUAUAUGAUUUAGAAAUGGAACUUGUAAAAAUCAUUAAAAUGUGCCUAUAUUAAAUAAUUGUAUGGUUGGAGAUAUUCAGUCAGACAAAAUUGAAGGAAUAUACGCUCACCAGUCUCAUUAAAAAGAGCACCUGUACACCUACACGUUCAUGCAUUUAUUCAAUCAGCCAAUCAUUUAGCAGGAGCGGCCCACUGCAAAUGAACAGAUGAAGAUUGAAAAGCAUGACCUGUAUUACCACUAGUCAGCUGUCCAGUUUUAAUGAGCCCAUACCCUCUGAGGUGUGUUUCUGUUUACUAUGGUUGUAAAGAGUGACUAUUUAAAUUACUGUAACAAUUCUGUUAGUUUUUCUUAUGAUCUCUCUUUUCAAAAAAAAUUUUUUUUUCUGGUCAAUGGAUUUGGUAAACACUUCUCCAAAUCUCUAUAGGUAGUUGUCUGUGAAAUAUACUGCUUGGCACCAAUAACCAUCAUCUUUUUCCUAUUCUGAUGUUUAAAAUGAACAUUAACUAAUUCUCCUGUCCUGUAUCUGCCUGGAUGUAUGUAUUAUGCUAGUGCCACAUAAUUAGCCAAUUGGGUAAUUUUAUGAAUUGGUGAGAGUACAGAUGUUCCUAAUGAAGUGGUGAAUGUAUAUACUACAUCUGGCCAAUGUAACCAAUGGGUAGGUUCGAACAUAUGGUUAAGAAACUAUUACUAGUAUUUAAUACCCAGAUUUAUUACUAAUAAUAAAUUAUAUAAGUAUUGCCAACCACUAAAUUAAUAGAUCAGUAGCAAAAAGUGAAACAUUUAAUCCACUACCUAAUGAGGUUGAGAAAAGCAUGUUAAAAAUUCAACCUAUUGGUUUUGAAAUGACUUGUAGCAAGCCAUGAUUUUGUAAGAAACUAAAGGUAUGACAGACCUUUAUAAAUGUAAUGACAAUUUUGUAACUGUAAUCUUUCUUUUAUCUUUUGUAGUUGUGAGUGCUACAUGCAUUUUCUUUCUUUUUUGUGUGUUUAGCGUUUCUACCGACUGUUAUUAAAAGCAACCUUGCUUUUAAUUUGUUAGGAUCAAAAAGUGGUUUGUGUCCUUGCUAAGCGGUAUUUGCAGGUUUUAUUACAGAACUUCCAGAGUGUGGCUGGUAGAUUCAAAUGACCAGAUGCCCUCUGGUGUUCUUUUCAAUUUUUUUUUUAAUUGGCAAGACAUUUUGAUCUGCAUUUAGUGAUGUACUACUACAAGUAGUGAAUUAAAAUAUUGAAUUACCUACUCUACACAUCAGAAUUUAAUUUCAGU